AUGACAGAGGUGGUGGAGGGGGGUGAGGGGUACAAGGGAGGUCAAGGGGUGGGGGGGUACGGGAGGGUGUUAAGGGGUGGGGGGUGGGAGGAGGCGAUUGAGGGGGUGGGGGGUGGGGGAGGGGGGGUGGAGGGGGGAUUGAGUGGGGUGUGGUGGUGGGGUGGGUGGAUAGAGGGGAUUAGGGGGGGGGGUUGUUGGGUUGGGGGGGGGUGGGGUGUGGGGGGGGGGGGGGAGGGGAGGACAUAG
Molecule: messenger RNA, 246 nt
Organism: Knipowitschia caucasica
Lineage: Eukaryota; Metazoa; Chordata; Actinopteri; Gobiiformes; Gobiidae
Source: the annotation of a GenBank genome assembly